AUGGCUGAAGAUGGCUUGCCGAAAAUUUACUCUCAUCCUCCAACCGAAAGCAGCAGGACAACUGAAGCAACCAUUUUCUUUGGGGCCGACAACACUAUUCCUAAAUCAGAAACAACUAUUAGUUCAGAAGGAGACCACAUUACUUCAGUAAAUGACUAUAUGCUAGAAAGUGAUUUUUCAACAACUACAGACGACAAGCCUCCAAAGGAAAGAUUAAAAUCAGAAGAUGAUGUUGAAUCCCAUCUGGAGAAAGAAUUUGCCACUCUGACAGACACUAAAAAUCCCAUAGCUAAUGGAUCUAUUACUGAGAACUCCAUGCCGGUGAAAAUUGGCAAUAUCCCACCACCAACUGCUGUUUCUUUAAUAGAUUUUUCCACUAACACAGCAAAAGAUGAUAUUCUCUUGGAUACCAUUGACCUAGGGGAUGAAGAUGUGUCACUAACUUCCAGAGCCUCUGGCACACUAAAGGGAAGCACAGCCAGCACUGAUGAGACCUCUGUCCUUCCAGCUAAAAUGGGUGAACCUGAUAUUAACAACUGUAGUUCCUCAAUUAAGUCCAAUGACACUGCUGAUGAGACUGUCCCGGUCACUGACUCCUAUAUCCCUGAGGGUGAAAUCUCUCCCGCGGCUGAAAAACAAUUCGCCACCAUUCCAGAUAUAAUCGCCCUUACAGAAGAGAAGAGAACUGAAAUUGACUUAAUUCUUCCAGAGGAUGACCCCAGUGCUGUGCCUAAACUAAGUGACUCAGAUGAGGAAAAGUUUAUCACUGUGUUCGAACUCACUACCACUGUUGAAAGAGACAAAGAUAAUGCAGAAGACAUUCUGCUAACCAAUGAGGAGUCUACAGAUGGAGGCAAUGUUUGGAUGGAGAGAGAUACGGCAACUGAAGCAGAGAACCAGUCCAUUUUGCUUACUGCUGUUGAAUCCAGAUAUGGCUUUGUUGUCCCUGCAUCAGUAGCUAUGAACUUCAUGGAAGAUUCAUGUACCAUGACAAAGGAAGAUUCAUCUGAAAAUAAUAGAAUGGAAUCUGUAACUAAGGACACAGAAGCAUUGUCAGGAACUACCCCUGAUCCAGAUACCCUAACCCAUGAGGAAGACACUUUCACAAAUGAAAUGGGUGUCUUUAAACUAUUGAAAGAAGAACCAGAUGAGUUCCUGAUUUGA
Messenger RNA from Camelus dromedarius (Arabian camel), 1164 nucleotides. It is a transcript of the gene CABS1, whose product is annotated as calcium binding protein, spermatid associated 1. Gene Ontology annotation, cellular component: motile cilium; mitochondrial inner membrane. Gene Ontology annotation, biological process: spermatogenesis. The transcript has a single exon. Bases 1 to 1164 code for a protein of 387 amino acids. The record is from RefSeq and is a predicted model, not a curated record. Lineage: Eukaryota; Metazoa; Chordata; Mammalia; Artiodactyla; Camelidae. Gene Ontology annotation, molecular function: calcium ion binding.